GGACGGGCCUCGUCGCUUUUGUGCCAUCCGGGUCUUUCGCGCGAGCUAUUUAGUCCGUGGCGAAGCUUGGUGGUGGCCGGUACUGUUGAACGCGGCUAGUGGAGGCGCCGCCUUAGCGGCUGGGACUCUCAACCAUGGCGCCCAGAGCAUAAAUGAGGAGAGGCAGACGCUAUUUUGCUGCACCUCUGUGCCAAGGGCUGUUUUCUUUAAAGAGGGUUAAUGAAAUUAAGAUUGAGUUCUCAGGCUAGUGAUACAGAACGAGAUGGACUAGUCCCAGAAAAGACAUCCCCAGAUAAUGAAAAGAAAAAAGAACAGUCAGAUGUAUCUGUUUCUCCUAGAGCCUCAAAACAUCAUUAUUCAAGAUCACGAUCAAGGUCAAGAGAAAGAAAACGAAAGUCGGAUAAUGAAGGAAGAAAACAUAGGAGCCGGAGCAGAAGCAAAGAGGCAAGAAGACAUGAAUCCAAAGAUAAAUCCUCUAAGAAACACAAGUCUGAGGAACAUAACGACAAAGAGCAUUCUUCUGAUAAAGGACGAGAACGACUAAACUCAUCUGAAAAUGGUGAGGACAGACAUAAACGCAAAGAAAGGAAGUCAUCACGAGGGAGAAGUCAUUCAAGAUCUAGGUCCCGCGAAAGGCGCCAUCGUAGUAGAAGCAGAGAGCGGAAGAAGUCUCGGUCCAGAAGCAGAGAGCGAAAGAAGUCUCGGUCCAGAAGCAGGGAAAGAAAGAAGUCUCGGUCCAGAAGCAGGGAAAGAAAACGACGGAUCAGAUCCCGUUCCCGCUCAAGAUCAAGACAUAGGCAUAGGACUAGAAGCAGGAGCAGGACAAGGAGUAGAAGUCGAGAUAGGAAGAAGAGAAUUGAAAAGCCGAGAAGAUUCAGCAGGAGUUUAAGCCGGACUCCUAGUCCACCUCCCUUCAGAGGCAGAAACACAGCAAUGGAUGCACAAGAAGCAUUAGCUCGGAGAUUGGAAAGGGCAAAGAAGUUACAAGAACAGAGAGAAAAGGAAAUGGUUGAAAAACAAAAACAACAAGAAAUUGCUGCAGCCGCCGCAGCCACAGGAGGUUCUGUUCUCAACGUUGCUGCCCUCUUGGCAUCAGGGACACAAGUGACUCCUCAGAUUGCGAUGGCAGCUCAAAUGGCAGCGCUACAAGCAAAAGCAUUGGCAGAAACAGGAAUAGCUGUGCCCAGCUAUUACAACCCAGCAGCUGUGAACCCUAUGAAAUUUGCUGAGCAAGAGAAAAAAAGGAAAAUGCUUUGGCAAGGCAAGAAAGAAGGGGACAAAUCCCAGUCUGCUGAAAUAUGGGAGAAGUUGAAUUUUGGAAACAAGGACCAAAAUGUCAAAUUUAGGAAAUUAAUGGGUAUUAAGAGUGAAGAUGAAGCUGGAUGCAGCUCGGUUGAUGAAGACAGUUAUAAGACAUUGAAGCAACAAGAAGAAGUGUUUCGAAAUCUUGAUGCUCAGUAUGAGAUGGCAAGAUCACAAACCCACACACAGAGAGGGAUGGGUUUGGGUUUCACAUCUUCGAUGAGAGGAAUGGAUGCGGUUUGAGAAAUGUCACGCUUUUCAAGUUUGGGACCUUAAAGACUUGUUCUGAUGUCAGGUCCUUGUUCACCAAACAGCUAGCAUUCUAGCUUGCAUGGGUGUUGCAUUGACUUUAAUUUAUUGAAAAAUAUGAUAUUUUGUAAAUAUCAGAUCAGUGAUACUGGUGUUAGUGUUGUAAUCAGGUUAAACCCACUUCCAUUAAACUUGACAGGACUAUAGAAGGACAAUAUUUUUUAGUUCAUGAAUUCUACUUUUCAAAUAUGUUGAAGCUGCAGGUGGGAUAAAGUCUGUCUCAUACAUAGAUUUUUUUCGUGUUCACUGUCUUGUGUACUUUUGUACUUAACCUUGUACAGUUAUUUUCAUCUCUUGAAAACAUGAAAGAAAUGUUAUGUAGAUGUUCUUUAUAGAAGAUCUGGCCAUUUGGUACAUAAUCCAGCACAAAUAAGCUGGGUGAUGAUGAUAAUAAAAAUGGUUUUCUCAAAACUGGUGUAAAUUUAAGUUAACCUGGCAUUCUUGUUUGAAUUUUAGUUUCUGUAUCAUUUUGCAAUUGCAAUUACAAAACACUGGCUAGAAUUUUUUUUAAAUUAGUUAUGCUAUAGGCAAUACCAUGGUGAGCAAAAAAAUGUAAAAGAAAAAGGAACAAACAAAUUUAUUAAAACACUGUUUUCCUACUAUUAUAAGAGAAUUGGUGUAUAGUAUUUGUUCAUUAUUCCAUGUUAUUCAGGAAAUAGAUUAAUGCAUUUAAGGGAUGUAAGCACUUUUAUUUUAAUAAAGUGCCUUAUAAUAACAA
Molecule: messenger RNA, 2329 nt
Organism: Dipodomys spectabilis (banner-tailed kangaroo rat)
Lineage: Eukaryota; Metazoa; Chordata; Mammalia; Rodentia; Heteromyidae
Gene: Rsrc2
Product: arginine and serine rich coiled-coil 2
Exons: 11
Coding region: 220-1545 (441 amino acids)
Source: RefSeq, a predicted model, not a curated record